Aspergillus calidoustus is the source of this 1107-nucleotide messenger RNA. The record is from the annotation of a GenBank genome assembly. NCBI's taxonomy places the organism in Eukaryota, Fungi, Ascomycota, Eurotiomycetes, Eurotiales, Aspergillaceae.
AUGCUCCCCUAUUUCACUCUUCGCCAGGAUCAAGAUUUCACUACCGUUGAUCAUUCUCUGAAACUGUCCAUGGCUGUACAAAAAGGUUGGGACCUUAAUAGUGUGGGUCUGGCCGAGGUGCCGGCUCGCGAUGUUCGCGGCGACCACGCCUCGCUGAUUCGCGAUAUCGGUGCCAGUGGGAUUGCCCUGCUGAACAAUAUCAACAGCACAUUACCACUCAAAUUGCCGGGGAACAUUGGCGUCUUCAGCAACGACGCGUCCCCUCCAACCAACAGUCUCGUGUUUGAAAGUUACUACCCCUCUGAGAUUGGGACCCUGGACAUUGGGGGCGGUUCUGGAACCGCCCGGCCGGCACACGUACCUGGUUUCGCCGCUGGAAGCCAUCCUGCAACAAGGCACGGGAACUGGGAUCGCGCGUACAAUAUCCCACAAACAACACGAUCCUAGCCGCCCAACGAUUUCCGAACCAUCUUUCCCACACCGGACGGACGUCUGCCUCGUCUUUUUUGAACACGUUUGCGUCGGGGACAUGGGGAUCGCAUCGCACAGAGUAUGAGCUCCACUGGACCUCGACGCUUGUCGUUGAGAAUGUUGCCUGCCAGCCGCUGCUCGAAUACAAUCGUGGUGACGACGCACUCUGCCAGCGUAAACACCCCACACACCCUGCCCUAGGCACACCACUCAAACGUAACCAUAAUCCUCGCAGCGCAUUUCCCGGGGGCAGGAAGCCAGCUACGCACUUGUUGAUGUCCUCUGGGGGAAAGGUCAACCCGUCUGCGGAACUGCCAUACUCGAUCCCGUGCUACAAGGAAGACUAUGACAUGACAUUCCGAUUGUUUUGUCUUAACUCAAGCGAGAUUACCUCCCUGGAUGCCCACCUGGCAGGCGGACUUUACCGAGGGUCAGUUCAUCGACUGUCGUCGCCUGGGGAACCUAGGAAUCGAGCCCCUGGAUACCCUAUUAGCUUUCUAGCGCGUGCUUGUAUAAUUAUCUAAUACUUUCGCCUUUAGUGUUCAGGUUUGUAAGGAAUUUGGAUAACAAGUCUAGUAAGAUCUAUAAAAGUCAGCGCCUGCUCCAUAAUUCAGAACAUUAAGAACAAUAUCGAGG